AGAUGGUCAGAUUGCGUUCUGGGUAGAAGUUUUUGUAUAAAAGCCACGGUCCUGAGCUCAGUAGUUUGGGUGUGUAUCUGCAGAAGGACCUGGCUUUAAUGUCUGUCAUUCUUGUAUGAUCUUCAUUAAAGUCUAUUGGAUUCACAAGUUCCUGAGAUGAAGUGUUUUUGUUUUAGUCGUUGUGGACUUGAGUUUUCCACGACACAACCAAGGAUACCAGGCCACAACCCUACCUUAUCUACGGCCCUGUUCCGUUUGGCGGCAAGGGGUGGAGCUUGUAUGUGUGGCUGAAAUGUAUCGGUACUUAUCCGAGUGCAUCCCGGUAUCUCAUCUAUGAACGAUAAUGCUAAAGACUUCACCAUGAUAACCCCAUUAUUUAUGUUUGUUUGGUUGUCUCGAACCAGUUACAUUGAACCUGUGCAGGUUAUUCCUCCUGGAAUACCAGUCUCUGUCUAUGCUAAGAUGUUCUAUAACAUCUCACAACCAAGUGACGUCUGUGGCCAACUGGAAUAUGAUGUUCUGCAGUUCACCUGUUGUGAUGGAAAACUACACAAUGGGCCGAGGCUGUCCUGCUGCGGAAGCAAUGCCUUCAGCAUCACCCAGGCUUCUUGUUGUCAAGGUCAGCUGACUGUUAAUGUGAGCCAGCUUGUGUCAGAUUGCUGCGGGUACAAAGCCUACGACCCACUCAACUAUCUGUGCUGUAACACACGGAUACUUAAAAGGAACAAACCCUAUUCCAAGUGUUGUGGAAAAGAGGUUUUUGACAGUCACCAGCUUUGCUGUGGAGUGGAAAAGAUAGUCCUGACCAAAAUCUCCAGUAACCACAAGUGUUGUGGAAACCAACAGUAUGACAACAAAAGACAAUGCUGCAAUUAUACUGUAGUAACCACAAGGAAUCUGGAUGGACAAUGCCAUGUAUCAAAUGACACAAUGAUAACAAAACCGGCCCUGACAAAUAGACCUAACAACUGUCCCCCUGGGGAGAAGGGCUGUGGUGGAGCCUGUUAUUACCCGACAACAGAGCAGUGCUGUAAUACCUCUUUCCAGGGGCCAUAUCCCUCUGGCCAGAAAUGCUAUCAAGGUCAGGCUGCUUACUGUGGAUCCUCAUAUUACAAUCCAGAAAAAGAAACAUGUUGUGCUGGGAGUGUGAAAAACAGGGUGCAUGGAAACAAUCUGUGUUGUGGUACAUAUCCCUAUAGUGUAGUGGAUGAAGACCGUUUCUGCUGCAACCAGAGCUUGUCCUACGAGCGGAAGGAGGGAAAGCGCUGCUCCCGGAGUGGCCACUUGUAUCAGCCAGACAGCCAGUUGGUGUGUGAGUCAUAUGUCAACAGACCUGGGAACCACUGCUGUGGAAAGACCACCUACGACCCCCAGACUGAGAUCUGCUGCAACGGGCACAGACACGGCAGUUUUGUGAAUGUGUCCUGCUGUGGGAAGGAGGCCUACAACCGGAGCAGUGGAGAGAAGAAGUGCUGUGCAGGUACCCUGUAUGAUCUGCCCCUUCAGGGCCAGCACACAAAUGAGUCCCAGUGUUGUGGAAGUGUCCUGAUGGAGGCUGGCUCCACACAAACCUGUUGCUUCGCGCCGGGACUUGCCCUGGUCUACACAACCCAACCGGGCUUCAGCUGCUGUGGGCACCUCUACCCUAACACCUCCCUCUGGUCCUGCUGCGCUGGGGUCCUGCAACCAUGGACAGAGCGGCAAACCAGGAACCACAAUGAGAGUCCAGGUCCCAGGCUUCUUCAGCUGGAGGAUCUGUAUGAAGAUGUGUGUCAUAACAAUGUUUACAUAGGGACAGUGGAGACUGUGUCUGUGAGGAAAAACCAGAUGUCUGUUGUGAUGAAGAACGCCGUGUUCUUGAUGCUCUCAAAGAACCAGGUCCGGGCCCUGUCUAACCCUGAAUAUCUGAGGUUGUCUGACCACUGCAGCUCCCCCGAGCUGGUGCCAGGAAACACUUACAUCUGGAUGAAAGCAAAUCGUACCCUGGAGGACAUACGCUUCAUCUCUGACAUCAGUGAUCACCCAUCCCCUAUUUACUCUAUUCUUUCCAUGUGCAGCUUCUGAAUAUAACCAAAAGGUCAGAACAAUGGUUACACACUUUAAAACACAAUGUGAAUUCUGGGUAUUUUUUUCAUAUGCUAUUUUAGAGAAACUUGGUUUUAGUUAACCAUUAUUUGAACAGGUGACGAGCUGAUUCUCAUUUAUAAUGACAACCAGGCCACUUCUCAUAUUCAGUGCCGGGCCUGGGCACAGGCAUCACAUUGCAAGUAUGUUAACUACGUUUAAAACCAGCAUGCUUAUUUUAUCUCAGGAGUCAAAUCCCAGGAAAGGUUUGGUGAUAAACUGUCACAUU
Messenger RNA from Esox lucius (northern pike), 2353 nucleotides. RefSeq lists its product as uncharacterized. The transcript has 14 exons. Lineage: Eukaryota; Metazoa; Chordata; Actinopteri; Esociformes; Esocidae. The record is from RefSeq and is a predicted model, not a curated record. Bases 334 to 2064 code for a protein of 576 amino acids.